AAGAAGAAGAAGAAGAAAACGGCGACGACUCCUCCGAAUCCGAACGGGUUCUUUCCGCUUUUCGAACAAUGAUGUCUUCCUGAACCCGCUAGCUGGAAAAUUGUUAUGCAGAUACGCACAGAAUAGGUUGUGUUUAGCACUGGUUUGAUGGAUAAGGCAAUUUUCUAACGAUGCGAGCUUUUCCAAAGCUGUGAAACGACCUAACCAAACAGAACACUAAGGAAAAUUUUCGGAAACCGCUCACAUCCAACUGUUAGCCUGUUUCGAUCUCUAUAAAGAUGCCUGAGGUUCGGGACCUUUCUGAAGCUUUGCCAGAGAUGCCAAUGGACCCAAUCACUGGAGUCGGAGUAGUAGCUUCUAGGAAUAGAGCACCAACUGGAUAUGAUGUGAUUUCAACAACAACAGAUGGCCUGGAUGCUGACCUGUGGAAAGAUGGGCUUUUCAAAUCCAAGGUGACCCGAUACCUUUGCUUCACCAGAGUUUUCUCUAAAGAAAAUAGCCAUUUAGGUAAUGUUCUUGUGGACAUGAAGCUGAUUGAUAUAAAGGACACUUUGCCUGUGGGUUUCAUCCCAAUCCAGGAAACUGUUGAUACUCAGGAGCAGGCCUUCAGGAAGAGGCGACUCUGCAUCAAAUUUAUUCCACGGGACUCCACAGAGGCAGCCAUCUGUGAUAUCCGCAUCCUGGGACGCUCCAAGCAGGCACCUCCUCAGUAUACCUUUAUAGGAGAGCUCAACAACAUGGGAAUCUGGUAUCGCAUGGGAAAUGUUCCUCGGGCCCAGGACUCCACACACACACAAACCAUCAACAACACCCAGAAUGUGAAUUCCUCCAGCUCAGGAUCAGCCCCACCAGCUCCCAUGCCUAAGCAUAUUUCCAUGACCCUCCCUGCCAGCUUCAGAGGAAAAAAUACUACCAGACCAGACUAUGAGCACCAGAACUCCAACCUGUAUGCUAUUACAGCAAUGGACGGGGUGCCUUUUAUGAUCUCUGAGAAGUUUGCCUGUGCCUCAUCUGAUCUGCAGCAGGUGGAUCUGAUGGGUAUUACAAUUAAAUCACUGGCUGAGAUUGAAAAGGAGUAUGAUUACAGUUUCCGCACAGAGCAUAGUGCAGCGGCUCGCCUCCCCCCAAGCCCAACACGGACCUCUCUGAGUUCUGAGGCCUAAGCAUCUCUUAUAUGAACAACAGUCAUCUCCACACUAUAGACAGCAGCAGGAGAGAAGUGCACACAACUACUGAGAACAUACCUACAACGGGGAUAUUCAAUCUGUAAAUGAGAAGAAAAAUUCCCAUCAAAAAUUGUGGAUUUUCUAACUUCUGGGACAUGUUGUAGGCCCUCUGUGUGCUGUUGAAAUGAAAAGGAAAUGGAAAACAAUGGAAUUCAGUCAGACUUAAACUUCUACAUGGCAGAGCUGGGACAAGAAAACACAUUUUAUGCUCAUCGAGAUACUUCAGUAUCUCAGUCGAAUGACUUCAAAAAUACAUUUCUUUUGUUAAGUGAAGAAUGGUCAAGUGUCGUAUUGUGGUGGAAAAAAAUAACCCUGUCCCAUCUAAAGAUCUUGUUAGAAAUAAGAUAAAAGGAUCACACGGUACUUUUUUCAUGGAGGACUUCUGUUGCAUCUCACACCAGUCAUAUUGCCUUUUUGUUUAUAACAUGCUCUGUUCUGAAUCAAAGCGCACCAUAAAGGCACUUGGUGUGUCAGAAAAUUAAAGGAAAACUGUGAUUUUAAGUUUUGUUGUUGAGCUUGUACUGGUCUUCUUGAUGGGGAAAUGCUUCUCAUUGUUUUCUAGAUGUAUUGCCAUUUACUGGUGUGACUGUGAGUGCACUUUUGUGUUCGAGAUUGUUAUUGUGCUUCCUGAUUGCUGUAGAUAUUCUGUAAACCACUUCUCUUUCUGUGAGGUAGCAGCUUGCCUGACAGAACCAUGACUACAGCUAAUAUUCACUGUGCGGAGUAUUCACAUCAAGAUUUUCUAUUUAUACCAUACUCUAAUACCUUACUUUGCAUGCAUAUAGAUAUUUUAUUGAUACAUUUUUCCACUGAAUGAGUAACAUCGAGCAAACCUCACACAUUUUAGCACUGAUAAUUAGUCCUUAUAUCUUGACAAUAUCAUAGCUAUAUUCAUCGUUUUCAGUUUCCUUCAUCUUCAUUGGUGUUAUAUCAGAAAUGGAUGCUAUAGUAAAAGUAUAAUAUCGCAAAGAGUUUUAUUUUAGUACAUUUGUUAUGGGACGUGUGUACAGAAUUUUACACUCCUGGUCAAAAGUUUUAGAGCACCCCAAUUUUUCCAGUUUUUAUUGAAAAUUAUGCAGUUUAAUGUCUCAUUGCACUCUGAAAUGAAAGCCUAGUACAAAUAAGCAAUUGGGGUUUUAAAAAAAAGAAAAUCAUGGGAUCAAUUUAUAGACUGUAUGUAUUCUGUAUUCUAAAUUUUUCACUCAUCAAAGUAGAAACCUUUGGCAGAUAUAGGAAGAACUUUCUGAAGAAUAUAUCUGUUAAAUAAGUUCCCAUAAAUGUGUGGCACCCAAACCAGCUCGAUGGGGUUUAAGUCUGGAGAUCGUGCUAAACCCUGACCAACUAGGCGCAUACCAGAGGGUAUUGCAUGGCACUACAGAGUGCUGUGGUAGCCGUGGCCCAGGGAAGACUUUUCGUCUUAUUCUGAUGUCUUAGCAAUGACUUUCUUGCUGCAACUUGUCCUGUCUAAGCUGCAGCCUGAAGUCUUCUCUUCACGGUUGAAACUGAGACUUGCUUAUUACGAUCACUAUUAAGCUGUGCUUGAAAGGGUUGUCCUGUGAGCCGCCUAUCACGCAAGCUUGUUAACUCUCAGAAACUUGUCCUCUGAUUCAUUUGUGGCUUUGGGUCUGCCAGACCUCUUCAUGUCAGAGUUUGCCCCACUUUCUGAGUGCCUUUUGAUGGUGAAGAAAACUGUACUCAUUGACGCCUUAACUCUCUUUGCAGUUUCUCUGUAGGAAGAUGUACAUUUUGAUGGACCGUCUCUCUUCCAUUGCUAUGCCUUUUUCAAGUGAUGCUUACGAGAAUAUGGUAACACAAUGUGUUCCAAAACUGCUUUUAUGCAGACAGAGGGGGUUGGAAGUAAUCCAGAAAAGUUGGAACACCUGUAGGAGUUAGUAGCACCAGCUUUCAAGGCUUGAUAAACCUCCAUUACUGUAGAACAGCUUUAAAUUGUUACUGCAUUUUUGUUUUCCCUGAAAAAGGGCCUCUUGUAUAAUUCUGAAAUGUACAUUAUUUUUCAGUUUUGGGUAAACUCGCCGUUGGGGGGGUUGUGUUGUUGUUUUGGAGGGUUUUUUUUCUUUUUUUCUUUUUUUUUUUUAAACCUCUGGCAGUUCAUCACUUACCUUUGUUGCAUUUCAAGUUAUUCCUUGGACGUAAACCACUUGAAUUCCAAUAAAUAACUGGAAAAAUUGGGGUGUUCUUAAACUUUUGACCAUUAAUAUUAAAAUCACCUAUUUCACGUGAUGACAAUAAAGACCAACUCAGAACCAUGUGACUUUAUGGAAUUUAGACCCUGAUUAGAGUCACCACUAUAUCCAAAUAACUUUUUUUUUUUUACACUUGUCUAUAGCACUAACCACUAUUAUUAAAACCACCAGAUAAAAUAAAUAUCAGUUAGUUACUUUGGUUUUUUUCCUUCACUACCUACAUUAUACAUUGAGCCUUUGAGAUGUUUAAAGAAAAGCAGGAGAAUAAAUAGUAGGAUAUGUUUGAUGUAGAUAGGGAGGUAUUCUCUGGCCUACUGUAUUCUUAUGAACCGCUACAAAAAAGGUCAUAUUGGAAACUUUCUUUUAUUUGUAGACUAUUGCUGUUUGAUACUUUGAAUCUGUAAUACACUAAAAAGGCGUAUGUAUUUUUUUUUUUUAAAGGGAAAUUAAGUGGUCUUGUUUAUUCACUUAAUUCUCUUUGAUGUGAACAAAAUGGAGUUGAAACUAAUUGUGUGAUAAUUUAUCUCAUGUUAGUUCAGCUUAAUUAUCUCCAUGUCUGUCCUGUAAUAGAAAAAGUUUCAUGUUUCCUCAUAUCGAACAAAAUGUACACUAAUAGACAUGUGUGAUAGGCCAGUAUAAGUUGGGCUCUUAUUAUUGACCUUAUGUUCAGCCUGAACAGGUGUCUGUGAAGGUCAGUCUGUCUACCAUCUUCUUAAAACACAUGAUGUACCAUCACCGAUUAUGUAAAGAAAAUUAAAUCAGUUUUAGUUUUGCUGAUUUCUAUUUUUUUUCACAGGUCAUAUGUGACAAGAAAAAAUGUUCUGCAAUUUAUCAAGUCAUUAAAUAGAGUAACUCCU
This is a messenger RNA of Oreochromis aureus, 4287 nucleotides long. RefSeq names its product multivesicular body subunit 12Ba (gene mvb12ba). Gene Ontology annotation, cellular component: late endosome; ESCRT I complex. The coding region runs from base 279 to 1163 and encodes 294 amino acids. Gene Ontology annotation, biological process: viral budding; virus maturation; regulation of epidermal growth factor receptor signaling pathway. Lineage: Eukaryota; Metazoa; Chordata; Actinopteri; Cichliformes; Cichlidae. The transcript is spliced from 10 exons. The record is from RefSeq and is a predicted model, not a curated record.